Pseudomyrmex gracilis is the source of this 1637-nucleotide messenger RNA. Its product is annotated as transmembrane protein 165. Bases 142 to 1005 code for a protein of 287 amino acids. Gene Ontology annotation, molecular function: manganese ion transmembrane transporter activity; calcium ion transmembrane transporter activity. Gene Ontology annotation, cellular component: Golgi apparatus. Lineage: Eukaryota; Metazoa; Arthropoda; Insecta; Hymenoptera; Formicidae. The transcript is spliced from 6 exons. The record is from RefSeq and is a predicted model, not a curated record. Gene Ontology annotation, biological process: manganese ion transmembrane transport; Golgi calcium ion homeostasis; Golgi calcium ion transport.
AGUGCUAUAAAUGGCGAUUAAAAGAUAGUUGCGGUAGAUAUAAACCGAGGACGUUUUUUCUGAGGUUAUCUCGUACAAACGUCCGUCACGUUGGUCGAUAUUAUAGCGGGGUAACAAAAAUAUCCCAUAGAACGUCGCAUUAUGGGAGCUCAAAGUUUAAUUUAUGCUUGUUCGUUGUUGAUUUUCAUUUUUUACUUUUCGAUUGUUGCGUGCGAGGUCGAACCGCGUUACGAUGAGAAAAUUCAACUUAGAACAACAACGCAGGUGCCAGAAUUGGUAUCUGAAAAACCACAGGACAGACUAGGAUUUUUACAUGCCUUUAUAGCGUCAUUAUCUGUUAUUGUGGUAUCUGAAUUAGGAGACAAGACAUUUUUUAUUGCUGCUAUUAUGGCAAUGAAACAUCCAAGAUUAACUGUAUUUAUUGGAGCAAUAACCGCUCUUGCAUUAAUGACUAUUUUAUCAGUGGUAUUUGGAUAUGCUGCCACAAUUAUUCCUCGUGCGUACACUUAUUAUAUUUCUACCGUACUGUUCGCUCUGUUUGGCUUAAAAAUGUUAAAAGAUGGAUACUAUAUGUCACCCACAGAGGGACAGGAAGAAUUAGAUGAAGUUCAAUCUGAUCUGAGGAAAAGAGAAGAUGAGUAUGAAAAGGAGACAGCAAGUACUUUAGUUCAGGAUCCCGAAACCGGAGUAAUACGAAAAACUACAAAAACUAGCGCGUUCAUGCUGCUUUCCAGGAUAUUCUUUCAAGCGCUCACUCUUACCUUUCUUGCCGAAUGGGGCGAUCGUUCCCAGUUAACGACAAUUAUCCUUGCAGCGCGAGAGGAUGUAUAUGGAGUUAUAUUAGGAGGAAUAUUAGGUCAUUCAUUUUGCACGGGCUUGGCAGUAUUAGGUGGUCGUAUAAUAGCUCAAAAAAUAUCGGUGAGAACAGUGACCAUCAUUGGAGGAUUGGUGUUUCUACUGUUCGCUCUAACGGCGCUUUUUGUCAAUCCCGCAGAGGACGUUUGAAGACUUUUCUCUCUUUCUCUUGUUAUUCCGCCGAUAUUUGCCAGUAUUUGAGUGUUCAUGCUUUGUGAACAUUUGUAAAUCAGAAAUGCGCUAUUUUCACAUUGUGACCGAGAAACAAACAUCCUUUUAUCGAUUUUCAGAAGUCUUGUCUCCCAGAAAUCAGCUACAAUGUGCAAAUAACUGACAUCUCUGCUGUAAAUUUGUGUAUAUAAGAAAUUAAUGUGCGAGGGAUGAGUGUUAAAUAUCAGAAACGAAUGACAUACAGCAACGGCAAUAUCACAUUCUUAGAGUCAUUGACAUGUAUAUUUGUACAAUAGGAUUCUCUGUUUCUUGAUUUUAUUUCCAUAAUCUUUGCAUCUACUUAGAUGAUUGACCGCUUUUGUCUUCUUAAAGACAAUAUUGUUGAUGGUAAGGAUGUGUUCGAAUAUUCGCGGUACGGGAGAAAAAAAAAUCACUCUCUUCUAAAAAUUUAAAAUAUCAAGUACAAAAUUAUAAAUAUUAUAUGUGUGUAUAGAGACAGAGUAUGUACAACCGUGUGAUUUCUUAAUUUCCAGGAUCUCAAAAUCAAAAAUUUUGUCGAAAAUGUCGGAAAAUAUUUCUCUAAUUGUUUAUACCAUAAAUGUUUUUGUUUG